Cottoperca gobio is the source of this 2674-nucleotide messenger RNA. It is a transcript of the gene arpc5b, whose product is annotated as actin related protein 2/3 complex, subunit 5B. Bases 136 to 591 code for a protein of 151 amino acids. The transcript has 4 exons. NCBI's taxonomy places the organism in Eukaryota, Metazoa, Chordata, Actinopteri, Perciformes, Bovichtidae. The record is from RefSeq and is a predicted model, not a curated record. Gene Ontology annotation, cellular component: Arp2/3 protein complex; actin cytoskeleton. Gene Ontology annotation, biological process: Arp2/3 complex-mediated actin nucleation; regulation of actin filament polymerization.
AAAAGGGAGGAAGUCAGGAAGCUGCCUGCUUGUGACAGCCGUAUCAAAGAAAAGCACAGUUAAAAAAAGGCCGGACUUGAGCUUGAACUGUUUUCCUUUUCGGCUAGAAUUAGACCCCCAAAAACCGCCGCCGACAUGUCGAAGAACACCUUGUCCGCUGCCCGCUUCAGGCGAGUGGACGUGGACGAGUACGACGAGAACAAAUUUGUGGACGAGGAGGACGGAGGAGAAAACCAGCUGGGACCCGACGAGGCAGAGGUGGACUCCCUCAUCAGACAAGGAAAUCUCAUGGAGGCUUUACAAGCAGUCCUGAAGAACCCGCCAAUCAACACAAAGAACCAGAACGUCAAGGAACGUGCAGAGGGUUUGGUGCUGAAGGUGCUCAGCGCCUUUAAGAGCAGCGACAUUGAGAAAGGGGUGCAGUCGCUCGACAAGAACGGCGUCGACCUGCUGAUGAAAUACAUCUACAAAGGCUUCGAGAGGCCGUCAGAAAACAGCAGCGCGGUCCUUCUGCAGUGGCAUGAAAAGGCUCUGGCGGCUGGAGGAGUGGGCAGCAUCGUCAGGGUACUAACAGCGAGGAAGACGGUCUAAAAGAGGAGCGGAGGAUCAGUUCACUCCACAUCACUGACACAUACAGGAUACUGUUGAUGUAAUCUAACAGAUGGCAAAGGGACUGAAAAGGAAAACAGAUUUUUAACCCAAUGUGAUCAAAUCAAAUCUGGGUCACAUUGAGUUAAAAAAAAAAAUGUUUUGAAUUUUUCUUUCCAUUCAUGAUCACAGCCGACUAAAUCAUGUUCCUCACAGGGUGCUACAGAGAACCUCACAUCCCACGUGUCUGUGCUGCUUGUUUGAUUUACCUACUGUACCCCCCUUUCUCUUCAUGCCGUUACUAUACAGUAUGCGCUCUUUUUACACGGCAGUGUCUCCCAACCGAGGAGAGAUAAAUAAAUAAAUAAAUAAAAACACAGAAAGCAGAAAACACAUAAUCCUGCUACACAAAAUGAUAUAGAUUUAUAAAAAAAAUGCUUUCUUUCUAUCUUUUCUUUCUUGUGGGUCACUGGAUCAUUUCACCUCUCUGAUCAGUCACAAGUCAAAGCGGUUGGGAGCCGCUGCUGUACGCAGCACCGUGCCUACACACAGACACAGUUGUGCUCACUCACAGGCGUGACUCUUGAGUCCACACAGAGGGUUUCAGCUUUGCUUCUCUCAGGAAAACUCUCAGUAUUUGUUUUCUUGUGUUCCUGAUGGAAUAAAAGCCUGAGUCUCUGUUAGUAAAUCCUCUCAUUGCCUCUCCCUAUAACACUUUAGCAGUGGGAGGCUCUUGAAAAGCACAGUCACAGAUGGAGGGUGGUGGAUUUGCUCAUGGGGGUCGCCAUUUACCCCGUAGAGCGGGAGGGAAGGGUGGGGGGUUGGUGUCAUCCAGCCUUUCACACUGCCGGCUGCCCCAGUUAAGGAUUAUUACCCACGAUGCAUCUCCACCGCCACUCUCAUUAAUCCCAUUUUACUGUUCCUCACAUCCCUUGUAUGUCUGACCCUCUCAUGCACCCUCUGCUUCUGUGCAGGGCGUUAUGUGGCUCUGCUGGUUCUUUUUAUAGGAGCUGCAUUUUGUUUCUGUACUUUCAGAAAACAUCUUUCAUAUUUCUCAUUGUUUCAUUUUGGUAUUUAAGAGAAAAAAUAAUCUAGGAUUAAACAUUUACUUCUUGCUUUUGUUAAUGUUUUAUAGUAGUGAUUUUUGCCACGAGGCUAAAACCCUACUUAAUUGAAAUUUAAAAACACAUCUUAAAAGGUUUGACGAUAUCAGAGUGCUUGAUUUGCAGGAGAGACGAAGAUAAUAUAAUUAACAUUUUGUCUCAUGCGAUUAAAAGAAAAAGGUAUUGCUUGCAUGAUCCCACUUGAGAGUAUUCUGUCAAGCAUUUCAUACCGGUCUUUUCUACAUGUUGUGUAUCUUCAGGGGAAAAUUAAGUGAUUUGUGUUUUAAAUCUGGGUUUAAAGUUACGCUUGUUCAUUCAAGCAAAUCCUCCACACGUGGUAUGGCAGUAGGGAGUUACUACCACAUAUGCUUUUUUUAAAUGAGGAAAAAUGGAAAUGUAAAAGCUUGAUCUGCCUUAUCAGGUAGAUAACGUCUGUUGCCAAAUGAUCUAUUUUGCUUUCAUGGAAAUAUUGUAGCUUACAGUGAUGAUUUUGUUGCCCUUGUGUGUUAGAGAAGAUUAUUUUUAGACAAAGUGGUGGAGUUAAAACAAUAAAUGAACAUGCAAAGUGUUAUGGUUAACAAAAAUUGCAGUUUUGAAAAUAUUCAGUAGUGAUCAGGGUAAUUCAGUUCCAGCAUAAUCUUUUGUUCCUGCUAAUUUCCAAUCAAACUGAGUGGGAUGGAUGUCGCUUUUAAAACACGAGUCUCAGUUGUGUUUUUCACGAGUUAAGACAUGGAUUUUCAUGUUUGAAUACUGUUAUCAGCGAUGGUGCAUCCAGACAUUAGAUUCCUUUUUGUAAUGCAGUAAAACAAAAGGAACCUGAUUUCUUCUUCAUGUGUUUCUAGUCAGAAAUGCUCUUCUAGUCGAGGGCGAGAAGAGGAUGAAGCAUACCAAACUGAUGUACAAAACUGCCUUACUCGAUAUUACUUUUUUUUUUUUAUGUCUAUGCUUUUUUUUGACAAAAAUAAAAAAGGUAUGAAUGCAGA